Messenger RNA from Sceloporus undulatus (fence lizard), 1828 nucleotides. It is a transcript of the gene SLC15A1, whose product is annotated as solute carrier family 15 member 1. Lineage: Eukaryota; Metazoa; Chordata; Lepidosauria; Squamata; Phrynosomatidae. Gene Ontology annotation, cellular component: membrane. Bases 48 to 1274 code for a protein of 408 amino acids. The transcript has 13 exons. Gene Ontology annotation, molecular function: dipeptide transmembrane transporter activity. Gene Ontology annotation, biological process: oligopeptide transport; transmembrane transport. The record is from RefSeq and is a predicted model, not a curated record.
CACUAAUAUAACAUAAUGUAAGAAGAGCCCCAGUGGAUUUGUAAAUUAUGGGAUCACGGUGGACACUGCAAGCCACAACCAUGGAUGGAAAUUUUGGUGCUGUUCAGAUUCAGCCAGACCAGAUGCAGACUGUGAACCCAAUACUCAUUGUUAUAAUGGUCCCAAUUGUGGAUGCUGUGGUUUACCCUCUGAUUCAGAAAUGUCGCAUAAAUUUCACGCCUCUGAGGAAGAUGACAGUGGGUAUGUUGCUGGCAGCUCUGGCUUUUGGGGCUGCUGCUUUGGUGCAAGUACAAAUAGAUAAAACUCUUCCAGUCUUUCCUAAUGAAGGCGAGUCUCAAAUCAAAAUAGUGAAUCUUGGAAAUGAUAAUGCAACGGUUUAUUUUCACGCUAAUGAGAAUACUGUUAAUUUGAGUCCUUCGACCUGGACAGAUUACAUGCAUUUUGAGACAGCAAAGCUAAAUAAUAAUAAUAUCUCUAUAACUUAUGGAAAUGGAACUCUAAACCAAGCUUAUAUUUAUGCGGGAAAAGAACGACAUACUCUUGAAAUAACAAAUAGAGCUAGAAUCCAAGCUGAACUGCUUGUGGAUGGUCUCGUAGAAAAGCCAGAUCAAGGAGUCAAUAAGAUCAGAUUCAUAAACAACUUGGAUUCACCCAUUAAUAUCACUAUGGGUAGUACUGAGUUUCCAGAUGUGCUGUAUUUCUCUGCCACAAACUAUUCAAGUUUUCCAAGGGGACAACAAGAUAUUACUGUCAAAACCAACCUUUAUGAGUGCAAAAGUCCAUCUUUGUCAUUUGGAUAUGGCAGUGCUUAUACCAUUAUAGUAGACGGGUGUGACAGCAAUGGACUACAGCUCAAAUACAUUGAAGAUAUUCAUGCCAACGCAGUCAGUAUGGCUUGGCAAAUCCCCCAGUAUUUCCUUAUUACUUGUGGUGAAGUUGUCUUUUCAGUGACAGGACUAUCAUUUUCAUACUCCCAGGCACCUGCCAACAUGAAGUCUGUGUUGCAAGCUGGUUGGCUAUUGACUGUGGCUGUUGGCAAUAUCAUUGUCCUUAUUAUAGCAGGAGCAUCAAAGCUUAGUGAGCAGUGGGUAGAAUACGUUUUGUUUGCAGGUUUGCUCGUAGCUGUUACUAUCAUUUUUGCCAUCAUGGCCUAUUUUUACACCUAUGUGGACCCAGCUGAGGUGGAGGCACAACUUGUGGAGGAGGAAAACAAGAAGAGUGAAAAGGAACGGCAAUUCUAUGAAAAUGGAUCCCUCUCACAGACUAAGAUGUGAAUACAUAUGGAAGGGUGAAUGAGAAUGUGAACAGCCAUUCGAAGAACUGUGUCUUUAGCUUGAGACCCAUAAGUGCCACUGGGCAGGGAUACAUUUAGAGCAUCAAUAAAAGGCACAUGUUCUUCUGAGGCCAAACAUCAGGAAAUUUGUUCUGUGGAGAAAAUGAAGAAACCCCAGUCCUUUCUCAGAAGAAUUUGCACUUUAAAAAAGGAAGGGGAUUUGAAUCUGUCUUCACCUGCCAUUAUGAAAAGACAUUCAAAGUAUUAUUUUUAUACUAAUCUAAUUUCAUACUGUAGGAAAAGGAAAGUCCUCCCAGAUCUAGGCAUUUGUGUCUCAUGUAAAAUACAGUACAGAAUCCUGGAGGUCUAAAGGCUUUUAACUGCUCCCAUACCAAUAAUGAAUGUGUUAUACAAAUGUACUUUUUCUGAAAACAUGCAUCUGAGCCAGCUGAAUGUUUACAACCUUGGUGUUGCACUUGAAACGUCUGCCUUCAUUUACUUCUGGAGGUCUCUGCCGAAACAAAUUUCAUGUAACAACAAUGGUAGAAAUGAACA